UCUCUCAUCUCUUUCCUUUUUUCUGCUUCUUUUGUUGCUUUUCUCUGCAUCACAAAUCUCUCUCACACCAUCCUCAAGUCUCAUCAUCUCCCAAUUUCCUUAAUCAUUUCCUCUGUUCUUCACUUGAACCAUCAAUUCACCUUCUCAUUGGGAUCUGAUCCAAUUCAACCAUUAUUCAAUUCAACCAUUAUAUAAUAAUAUAAUCCCACCACAUUUUCACCCAAUCCAAUGCCAUUUUAAUCAUCUUUCUCAUCUGGGUAUCAUCCAUUUUAUCCCCUAAAGAUUCAUAAACUCUUUCAAUCUUGCUCUGUUUUUUCCACCAUGGACAGAGAUUUCUUCCUUAAUUCAGGCCUCCAUUUCCUUAACUGUCCACCAGAUCAAUCACAUGUUGAUAGAUUCAACACUUUUGAAUCUAAUAUGACCUCAAUUGUAUCUUCCCCUGUUUCCAAUUCCCCUGUUUCCCCUGUCACUCUGACUCCAGCAACACCGGCAAUUCGGUAUACUACUCCAUUGAAUUGGCCCAUAGUAGACAGUUUAAUGAGAGAAAACACACCCAGUCUGCGAAAUUCGGCCCCAUUCGGGCCGAAUUUGCCAUCGCUAGCCGCGGAUCCUGGUUUCGCUGAACGGGCAGCGAAGUUUUCGUGUUUUGGUAGUAGGAGUUUUAAUGGUAGGACUAGUCAAAUGGGUUUGAAUUCUAAUUCAAAUUCAAAUUCAAAUUUAAACAACCCGGAUUUGCAGUAUAGAUCUAGUGUUUCGCCUUUAGCCGGUAAGGCGAAAAUGCCCCGUGUUUCGAGUAGUCCUUUAUUGAAAAUUGAUGGAUCUGCAAUGGGGAUUGUUGAUAACAAGAAUGUAAUCAAAACCCAUAUGGCGAAUGGGCCGGGUGGUUCGGGGUGUGAUCAUAAAACCGAUUCGAAUGAAGAAUCCUCUGUUUCGGAGCAGAUGGAAACAGGGUUGAAGAAGAAUGAUUCGGGUUCAAGAAAGAGAAAAGGGGCAGCUUCUAAAGGAAAAGCUAAAGAAAUUGCAUCAGUUGUUGUUAAGGAAGAAGGAAAUGAUGAUUUGGAUGCAAAAAAACAGAGGAAAACAGAGGAGGAUAAAAAUGGUGAAAUAGAGAAGAAAUCAAAGGCUCCUGAACCACUAAAAGAUUACAUUCAUGUUAGAGCAAGAAGGGGUCAAGCUACUGAUAGUCAUAGCCUAGCAGAAAGAGUUAGAAGAGAGAAAAUUAGUGAAAGAAUGAAGCUUCUUCAAGAUCUUGUUCCUGGGUGCAACAAGGUGACAGGAAAAGCACUUAUGCUAGAUGAAAUCAUCAAUUAUGUUCAAUCAUUGCAACAUCAAGUUGAGUUUCUUUCAAUGAAAUUAGCAACAGUGAAUCCAAGACAAGAUUUAGAUAUGAACAGUCACAUCUCCAAAGAUAUAAACCAGACCAAUGGGAAUUUGUCUCAACAAUUAUACCCAAUGGAAGCAUCUACAUCAGAUUAUUAUCAACAAAACCCACAAGUACUUUUUAUUGGGUCUACUCCGAUCACUCACUCUCCGGUGGACCCAGUUCAUGGAUUCACCGAAACAUUUUCACAGUUUGCUGGAUUUGAAGGGGAUGAUCUUAACAGCAUUGUGAAGAUGGGUUUUGGGGAAAAUCUUGAUCAGACGACGGAGAUGAAGAUUGAGCUUUGAUCAGUGGUGGAUCAAUGGUUGAUGUAAAUACAAGUGGAGAGUACUUUUAGUUUAUAUUUGGGUAAUUAAAGUAUUAUUUUGCUAAUUCAUCCACUUUUAGGUCUAAUUCUUUUUUUAAUCAUUUGGUUACUUUCUUGUAAUAUGUGUUGUAUAAUAGAGAGGUUGUGUGCAGUGGAAGGUUAACAUUUAAAUCAUUCUAGAUUUGUAAUAUAUAUUUUUAAAUAUAUAGAAAUUGAAGGCAGAAAUUUACAUUCAUUUA
This is a messenger RNA of Helianthus annuus (common sunflower), 1927 nucleotides long. Its product is annotated as transcription factor bHLH62. The transcript has 7 exons. Lineage: Eukaryota; Viridiplantae; Streptophyta; Magnoliopsida; Asterales; Asteraceae. Gene Ontology annotation, biological process: regulation of DNA-templated transcription. Gene Ontology annotation, cellular component: nucleus. Gene Ontology annotation, molecular function: protein dimerization activity; DNA-binding transcription factor activity. Bases 322 to 1668 code for a protein of 448 amino acids. The record is from RefSeq and is a predicted model, not a curated record.